This is a messenger RNA of Chinchilla lanigera (long-tailed chinchilla), 1736 nucleotides long. RefSeq names its product retinol dehydrogenase 16-like. Gene Ontology annotation, molecular function: oxidoreductase activity. NCBI's taxonomy places the organism in Eukaryota, Metazoa, Chordata, Mammalia, Rodentia, Chinchillidae. The record is from RefSeq and is a predicted model, not a curated record.
GAUAAAAGAGUAAUAAAAGUAACCAGCCUGAGUCAUCUGGAGGCUGCCACCUUCUACUGCUGACAGGAAUCUCAGUUCCUUUUCUCCUUCUGGCUGAACACAGCCCAGACUCUUGUCCUGCACCACUGGGCCUGUUCCUGGCUUCGGUGAAGUCAUGCUGGUGUAUGUGGCGGCCUUUGUGGGCUUGUUCUACCUCCUGCGCUGGUACCGGGAGAGGCAGGUGGUGAGCCACCUCCAAGACAAAUAUGUCUUCAUCACGGGCUGUGACUCGGGGUUCGGGAACCUGCUGGCCAGACAGCUAGACAUGCGAGGCAUGAGGGUGCUGGCCACUUGUCUUUCAGAAGAAGGGGCCGAGCAGCUGAAGAAACAGACAUCAGCACGGCUGGAGACAGUGAUCCUGGAUGUCACCCAGACAGAGAGCAUUGCUGCAGCCGCCCAGUGGGUGAAGGAGCGCGUGGGAAGCAAAGGAGGGAGCUGUCCUACUUUGGGGUGAAGGUGGCUAUUAUUGAGCCUGGUUUCUUCAAAACCAACGUGACCAGUAGUGAAAGACUCAUGUCAAGUUUUAAGAAGGCGUGGGACCAGAGCAGCUCAGAGGUCAAGGAGAUCUAUGGCGAGAAGUUUCUGGAAACCUGUCUGAAAUCAUUGAAAGUAAUGGAGCAACAGUGCAAUCCAGACCUGUCGGUGGUGACAGACUGCAUGGAGCAUGCGCUGACUGCCUGUCACCCUCGCACCCGGUACUCAGCAGGCUGGGAUGCCAAGCUCCUUUACCUCCCCUUGAGCUACCUGCCCACAUUCCUGGUGGAUGCCUUUGUGUACCUGGGCUCCCCAAAGCCAGCACAAGCCCUGUGAAGCCAACUCUUGGUUGUGUGAUCAGGGGAGAUGGGCAGAGUGUGGGUUGGGACAUAUGAGCAAAGGGAAAUGGGUGGAGGAAAGCAGCUCUUACAUGGGGCACCAUUCCCAUCUUCUUUGUGCCAAGAAUUCUUCUCAGGGAUCACUCAAGACUGGUGAAGUGAGAGGGAAAGAGUCAAGGACCUCUGGUGAGGAAUAGGGACUCAACAUCACUCACUGAUGCCCAGUUGACAGAGCUGAUGGCUCUGAGCAAUAUGGCCAACCAUGAGGAAUUUGCAUGCCUGGGAUGGCUGAAAGUGUGUGGGUGGAUGCAAAGCCCACGCCUCACUUCUUCUUUCCUUCCUCUUGAGUGUAUGCAUUGUCCUUGGAUGCUGUCUAUCUUCCCACAACAUAGAAAUUGUCUGGGACAUGUAGGGUCCCUCUCUUUUGCAAUCCCUGUGUAGGUGGAAUCAGGUGGGAGGGCAGCACCAGUCUGUGUCCUUGGCAUUUAUUGGUUUGUCCUAGAUCUGUCCUCCACAUAGAUCCUGUGAGAGGAUGAACAAAUUGUCAUCGUUUGUGUCUAGAUAUCCUCCCAGUGCUCCAUGAGAUCAUAGGUGCGGCUGCUUCAGAGGUGCCUGAAUCUAGAGUAUGUGAUGCUGAAGUUAAGGGUGUGCAAUUACUAAAUGAGUCCAUUGAUUACUUUGGCAUUGCCUUAUUCCAGGUAGCUUAGACAGAGUGUAAAGGAGUCAGAAAGCAGCUGCUAAGGUCCUUUGUUUUGGUACCUUCUGCCUGUUAUGAAGUGUUUUCCCUCUGCAAUGCCUGUCUUCCAUGUCAUCCUACCUUGGAGAAGCUGUUCAUGGACUGAAAUGAUUUCAAACUGUGAACUAAAUAAACUUUUACUGACUUGA